Molecule: messenger RNA, 2122 nt
Organism: Megalops cyprinoides (Indo-Pacific tarpon)
Lineage: Eukaryota; Metazoa; Chordata; Actinopteri; Elopiformes; Megalopidae
Gene: epor
Product: erythropoietin receptor
Exons: 8
Coding region: 143-1732 (529 amino acids)
Biological process (GO): hemopoiesis; positive regulation of cell population proliferation; cytokine-mediated signaling pathway
Cellular component (GO): membrane; external side of plasma membrane
Molecular function (GO): cytokine receptor activity; protein binding
Source: RefSeq, a predicted model, not a curated record
UUGCAUCGUCUUGGGGUCCUUCAUAUCUCAGAGACAAGCUGUCACGGUGAUAGUGUGCAAAUGAGGACAGUGUGAAGUGCACGCAUUCUGUUAUGCUGCAUGCCAGUGCGCCAGGGAGGCUUUGUUUUUUGGAGUUGACAAAAUGACCAAAGUUGAAUCAUUGAAGCACUGGGGAUUUUUUGUAUUUCUUUGCUUUCAAAAGGCUACCUUCUUACAGGGCGCUCGAAAUUUGGAAACCAAAGUGGCCCUCUUGCUCGCCGUUGAGCCACAGGACCCAAAAUGCUUUGCAGAAGGAAUGGAAGAUCUGACGUGCUUCUGGGAGGAUGACGGCAUUCUGGAAGAAUACACGUUCAUGUACACUUAUCAAUAUGAGAAGACUACUGACUGUGUUGUGACAGCCCAGCCAACAGGGGGCAGCAAGGCACGCUACUUCUGCAAGCUAUCCAAGGUUCAGCACUUUGUACCUCUGGAUCUCCAUGUGUACCGUGGUGGACAGCGGAUCCACAACCGCAGCCUCUUCGUUGAGCAUGUGUUCCUGUUAGAUCCCCCAGCCAACCUGACGGUGAAUUGGACUGGCAAGCAGGGGCAGCUGAGACUGAGCUGGUUGCCUCCACCUCUCAAGUACAUGGACAACAGCAUGAUCUAUGAAAUCAGCUACGUCAUUGCCGGCAGACAAAUGGGCAAGCUGGAGGUGGUGCAAGCCAACACAGAGAUCACCCUACGGGGCCUGCAGCCAGGCACCAGGUAUGAGGUGCGGGCACGAGUCAAACCUGAUGGUGUCACCUAUGAUGGCUACUGGAGUGCAUGGACAUCCUUGGUCUCCAGGGAGACACCCCAAAGGGACAUGGACCCACUCAUCCUGACCCUGUGCCUUGUCAUCUCCUUUAUCCUCAUCCUGUUGUCUUUAUCUAUGCUCCUGUCCCAUCGCAGGUUUCUGUUGAAGAAGAUGUGGCCUCUCAUCCCUAAUCCUGAAAACAAGUUUGAGGGUCUCUUCACUGUAUAUGGAGGUGACUUUCAGGCAUGGUUGGUCCACAGCAGUGGUGGAUUGUGGUGGAGACCAGGGUUUUUUUACGUGGAGGAACUUCCAGCCCCACUUGAGGUGCUGUCAGAGGGCAGUCUGGGACCUGCUGUCUCCAGCCGCACAGUGCCCUCCAGGGCCUUGGCUGCGCUGGGAGAAGAAAGGGAAGACGAGCAGGAAGGAAUGGGUAAGGCAGACCCAGCGUUGACGGACAGGUGGAAUCCGCAACCACAGGGCCAGUGGCUAUUCGAUCAGCUGUGGCCCCUUCAUCAGCACUCUCUCCCUCCCUUCGAUUCUGGCCCGCUGGAGUCCAAGGACACCUACGUGACUCUGAACCAGGGGUCCCAGCCUGAGGGUGGAGAGGGUCCGUUGGACGAUGUCUCGGAGGAAUCUCUGCCCCUGCAAGUUCUCUUUGCCACCCCUGGGACACCUGUCUCCCAGUCAGACUUAGGGUCCCUCAGACACAGCUCCGGGUCUGGAAGGCUGUCCUCUCAGUCAAGCUUUGAGUACGCCCACAACACCUGGCCGCCUAAAAGCUCCAGCUAUGCCUACUUGGCCAUAGCUGAUUCCGGUAUUUACAUGGACUAUAGCCCAAUGAGCUCGGCAAGGACAGGGGUGGUUGGGACAGGGGGCAUUUACACCAAUGAGUAUGAGAAUGACAUUCACCCUCACAAGUUGCCUCAUCCAGGACAACCCAUUCAUUCAGAGUGUUGAAUACCUAAGACACAGAGGAUCACAGGAGCCCAUGGGGAUUUAUGAAGUCCAGUGAAGCAAAGAAGUGAAGCCAGUGCAAAGCCACAUGAAGCUGGCCAGAUUCAGUUGAAAGGACAGUCAGAAUGUGAGACUGUGGCAUAUUAUCUAAAUAUUUCCUGAUUCUGACUGUGAAAGCAGUGUCUUCUCAUGAUCACAGACCUUGUUGGUAUACCGCUCAAUAUCAUAGUGAGAGGUGGCAAUGCAAGACCACACAUGCACCACUAACUUGGACAAUGCACAAACUGAGCAGUAUCAGAUCUGACAGAAAUAUCUUAAAGCUCGUACAUGAUAAAUAUGUGUCAUUUCUUUAUAGCUUUAAUAAGUAUAUUAUAUGUUAUUGGCAACCACAGU